Messenger RNA from Anneissia japonica, 2296 nucleotides. RefSeq lists its product as uncharacterized. The transcript has 2 exons. NCBI's taxonomy places the organism in Eukaryota, Metazoa, Echinodermata, Crinoidea, Comatulida, Comatulidae. The coding region runs from base 206 to 1504 and encodes 432 amino acids. The record is from RefSeq and is a predicted model, not a curated record.
UGAUCGGAGAUACCCUGAAAGGUAUGUUAUAAAGGAGCAUGUUGACAAACUUCGCUUCCAUCGUUGCAAGGAACAACAUUGUCCUACAUGGACCCGUCUCAUAAAUCGAGGUGGUGGAUUUAAAGCAACAAAAACAACGGUUGUAUGCAGCAACCACUUUGCUAGUGGCCAGCCGUUUAAUGACUCACCACAUCCAACCCUGUUUAUGAAGGGUUACAAUUGCACCCCAAAGACGCCACUUCGAGCACCACCAAAAGAACAGUCUGCUACAUCAACACCAAGAGCAAGACCAAAGCGCACAGCUGUACAUCGUUUUCGAACAAUUGGAAUUCAAGUUGAUCUGACUGACUCCCGACAAAGUUCUAAUGACCAUGAGUAUUGCCAUCCAGCAUUCAAAAAGAAGACAUAUAAUUCAGAGUGGGUUGCACAUCUGGAGGAUGAACUUAGUAAAUUGACAGAAAAAAUAAAUAAACUGAUGACUGAUUAUCUGGAAGCCACAGAACAUGUCAAAAAAUUAAAAGCUGCUCUUGCUGCUUGUACUAAGAAGCUUACUGUUUCAGAUAUAGCACACAGUAAUGAACUAGUAAAACUUUAUACAGGCUUGACGAGCUAUGAAAUUUUUCAGUGGGUAUUUGCAGAAGUGUCUCCUCAUGCACAGAACCUUCACUACUACAAAGGCAAAUUGUCAUCAGAAGAUAAGACCUGGCAGACGAACAACACAACUAAACCUGGAGUCAAGCGAUCACAGUCUCUGGAGGACCAAAUGCUCAUGACGCUGAUGAAGCUUAGGCUAAAUCUCCGUGAAGAUGACCUGGCAUUUCGAUUUGGUUUAGUACAAAGCACAGUUUCUCAGGUUUUGUCUACUUGGAUUCCAUUUCUAGCAAAGGAGCUAGCCGCAUUCAUUCACUGGCCCAGCAAAGACGAAACCCUGAAGUACUAUCCUGCAUGCUUUCACAAGUAUAAAGGUACAGUUAAGUGCAUUAUUGACUGCACUGAAAUACAAAUUGAACGACCGUCUUUGGCUGCUUCCAACACGCAAGUGUACAGCCAGUACAAAUCUAGACCCACUGUCAAGUGCCUAGUUGGUAUAACACCAAGUGGAGCGAUCUCAUACAUUUCUGAACCGGUAGGAGGAAACACCUCUGAUAAGAAAAUUGUACAGAAAACUAACAUAGUGGAUAAGUUUGAACCAGGAGAUAUCUGUAUGGCCGAUCGCGGUUUUAAUAUUCAAGAACUACUGUUACGCAAGCAGGUCAAACUUAUUAUACCACCAUUUCAACGAACAACUAAGAGUACGAAUCAAUUUACAAUAACAGAGGACACUAAAACAAAGACUGUGGCUAAUGCCAGGAUACAUGUGGAAAGGGCAAUAGGAAGACUGAAAGAAUUUCAAAUUAUGCAGGGUCCCGUUCCCCUGACCAUGAUAGACCUUAUGGAGGGUGCCCUUGUAAUAAGUGCGGCUAUUGUUAACCUGCAACCUGUUUUAGUCCCUUUGUCGUCAUAAUUUACAUUGGACGGUUUUAAGAAUUGGCAUUAUCAAAUACAAUAUAUAACUUCAGAAUCAAAGAAAUAAGUCUUGUAAAAAUGGAUAUGAUUUUUUUUUUUCAUUUACUUUGUUCAAAAAGUUAUUUUGCCAACAUAAAACUAAUAUUUCUUCCUUAAAUUCUAUAUAAAAAUAACAUUCAAAUAUGAUAUAACACAAAAUAUAUAUACAGUAAUUUAUACAAAUGUAACAAGAAAAAUAAAAAUUAAUUAUGCUAAAUGAGAGUCAAUAAUUUUGUCUACCAGGUGGUGAACAUGAAGAAAAGUUUGAUUAGUUUUUCAUCCUAAUAACAGUACUUUAAAAAAAUAAGUAUUUGUUUUGUUAUUGUGUAUAUUAAUAAAACAUGAAUUAGUUUAUUAUAUUUGUAUAUCAUUUUCGAUCUCAUGUUAUAUAUUACUGUGACAUUAAAUUAAACUAUCAGAGCAAGCUAUUGUAUGUAAAACUGCAAACUAGCACAAAAAGAAAUCACAAUCUAUAUAUUGGAAUUACAUUAAGUACAGAGACCACAGUACUGUAAAUCAAGCAAGGCAGUUUUUAAAUGAAUUGUUGUCGAACAAUAAUUUAAAUGUAGAUCUAUCACAGUCUGUAUUAAUUCCUGCAAAAGAUUAUUAGUUUGAAGUGUUCUUUUUACUCCUCCUGGCUUUCUUUUUUGGUUUACACCCAUCACAUUUCCAGGACAACUUCCUCUUUUUCAAAAAUUUUUCAUGUCCUUCAAUCCCGCCACAAACAUAGUGAAACCACCUGUCACAAUUG